GACUCCCGCUUCCUGUUUGUUUCUUCUUCGUUGGUUUCUUCUACUUAGUAUUUGAGUUGGCAUCCUUAAUGGAGGUAGGUGUCUGUUGGCUAAUUAUUGAUUUCUCCAAAAUUUUGUGUGUACUUUUACUUUUCGUGGUGUGUUUAUUAAACAGUUUUUAGUUUCUUUUCACUCAUGUAUCAUCCCGAGUGUUAGUUUUGUCGUGUUGUGUCCGCUUAGCGUCACUCGUGCCAACUUAUGUUCAUUCAGUUAAACUAGCCCGUGUUUCUGUCUGUGUAGGAGAGGAGGGAAGGCUGCGAGGCUGAAUUUACUAAGGUUUCCCUCGUCAUUCUGGUUCACAGGUAUGAUUGUUGUCUUUUUUUCAGAUUAUAUAAAAUGUACAAUGAUAUUGGGGUUAGCCUUCUUACUUCUGCCACCCUUUAUAUGCUAAAUGAUACAGUGGGCUAGAUCUAAAGUCAGUGGUCAAAGCAGAUGUGAUGUGGGUAAUGUCAACACAUACAGUACAGCCUACUUCAUGUGGUUUUUUUUUGUUUUGUUUUUUUCAAAAGACUGUAAUGUUGAAAAUACUUACCACUUAUCCUUUUUGUAAAAUGUAUUUAAAAGCAAAAACCAAAGUUGAGUCUAAGGAAAAUGAUAUGCAGAAGUAAACUAUAAUCUCAUUAUUUUGUAUUCUGGAUGUAGUUGACUGUAAUACUUACUGGCUCUAAAUUCACUGAUUUAAUAUGUCAACACUAAUGGCGGUGUGCCAAUACAACUGUGUCAUGGAGAGUAGAGAGACAGAGUCCAAGGCUGUGUCCAAAAUGGAUCCCUAACCUCUACAUAGGCGACUAUAUGGGGGUUAGCGCCAUUUUCAGAGGUGUCCGAAACCUCAGUGAUCGAUUCCAAUGCCCCAUAUAGGCGACUCAAAAUUUCCCAUAGAGCAUUGCAAAAUGUAGUGACAAUCUGAUGGUAAAAACUCAUUAUAAAAUUACUCUAUAAGCUCAAACUCCUGAAUAGAUAUCAAAUACAUUACAAUUUUUCUUCUGUUUGAAUCAGACUUUGAGUAAGAGCUGAAACAUUUCACAAAACCAUACAUCAACACCUCCGUAAUCUUAAGGACUCUUUUAAUUUGCUGUAUCAUUUCAUCAUUGACAACACAGGGGUCCAAAAACUCCAUUUUGUAUUUGACACAUUUCAUAUGACUAGUCCAAAAAAAUUAAGAUAAUCUCCAUUUGGCUUUCAUAAGAUCUUACAGGUCCUAUAUUGAUGGUGCUUUCUCAUACGUACACAGUCUUUUGCUUUGAAGUUGUACAUAUAUUUUUUAAAAGGCACAGUGGCAAAGGCACAAAAGCGCAGAUCAGGCACAUUCAAACUUCAUCCAUGUCUGCUUGGACUCACUAGAAUCCAACACAAAACGAAAAACAAAGAUCUCUGGGUUUUUAAAUUCCUUUGUCAGAACUUCUUCAGGCAUUAUUUGGAGAUUAUAAGCCCACUAAUGAGUUUUUAUUAAGGGAUUCACACUACAUGACAUAAUUUACAAAACGAUGUAUGCCCACACUGAGGGCAGCUGAACACCUGAAGCUUUUUAUUCCAUGUCCUGAAAGAAACGACUUUUCCUCAAAACGUGUUACCAUAUGGAAAAUGAGCAAACCAACCACACUGUGGUGCUGUUCUACCAACAGUCAGACAAACUAACAGUUCACAUCUCAGCAGUAUAAGUACUGAUUGUGCUGCUGCUACUCAUGAGAGCAAUUACCAUUAUCAGCUCCACUUGUCACAAAUACUAACAGACUUUAUCGGCUUGUAUGAGAUCCAGAAGACGACUAGAGAUAUUCCUGCAGACGUCUGUGUUAUCAGUUGACCUGGCUGGUAGAAACGUUAUAUAAAAUAGCCCCCAUUCUGUAUCCAUUCAACCACAAAUGGCAUCAUACAGACCAAGAGAGGACAAUCUUUUCAAAUAUGGGACUGCUGCCAGCAAAGCUGUGUGUCCAAUGAAGGGAAAUCCUUGUUACGUUGUGUUGUGUUUUUGAGACUGUUAACAACUGCUUUCUGCAGUUUCAAAUAUCAAAUGUGUGGAACUACUGUAUUUAUCACACAGUUUCUAAACACUAAAGAAGCAGCUGAACAUUUUAAAAGUAGGUUUGCUGCUGAGAUGAUCAACAGUACUUCUACAUCUCAACGUGACGCAAAACUGAAUGCAGUCUGAUAGACAGGAAUUUCAAAAAAGGGACAAUUUGACAUUAGUUGUCACAUCUUUAAAAAACCUCCAUUCAGGUGAGUGUAAUGUAAAGGAUAUUUGAGCUAGUCGUGAUAAAGUUUGCUCGCUGAACAAAUACUUCAGUCAGGUGUUAACAGCCUGACUUUAGCCAGUCUGUCUGUAAGGAACCAGAAUAUAUCUGCUCAUAAGCUUGUAAAAAAACACAGCUAUACCUUAGGUAAACAUCAGGUAGAUUUUCCUUUAUCUGAGAACAGAGCCAGGAGCUGUUUACCCCCAUUAUCAGACUUUUUUACUAAACUAAGUUGAGCGCCUGCUGACUGUAGUUUCAUAUUGACAGUGUAUUAGCAAAUAUUUAGGCUAUUCAAAGCACCAAUGAUGCCCAUUCUGGCACGAACCAGACUGUCAACUUGAAGCACUGUCAGACUACGCUAGUUUCAGAGUAUCACGCUCGCUAUGUGAAACAGCAGUCCAGAGACUAUGGUUCACUAUGGUUUAAAGCAGAUUUCACUCAAUUUUCCGGAUGGAGUGUUUUAUCAUCACUUUAAAAGUCAAAAAAUAAGCUGAAUUAGUUUUCUUUCUGGCUUUAGAAGUUGUGUAAGAUAUUAGCCUAUACUCUCAUUUGGGAGUUUGAUGUAAAGAUUGGCAGUUUUUAUUGAAGGACAUAUACAAAAGGCUUUAGCCGUUACCAGUAAGCUCAAUUUUGCAUUUAGACGAAUAACUGGGAGUAUUUGUUGGCCCGACUAAGAAAGCUUGUCUAUCAGCACCUCUAAAGCCCUAAAUCUGGACUCAAAGUUUACCAAGGGAUAUAUCUAUAUAUUAAUAUGUUUAUCAAUAAACAAGUUGUGUAACUACAAACACACAAAAAGGGGAAUCAAACUUCUCAUUUAACUUUGGCUGGAAAGCAAAAAAAGUGUAAUUCUUCUUUAAGGUAAUGGGGAAAUGAUGAUGAAUCAUUAGUGCUGCAAUGGUUUAAAAAUGCAGCCAGGAUUUCACCUGGAUUUUUUUGCUUCCAUUAAAACAGUAUUGCAUCUUAAUCUUCCCCAUGUAAAGCCAAACAUGACUUUUCUAUCUUCACCUUAUUGAGGCACCUGAUUAAAACCACAGCUUGUACAGCCGAGCUUCUUACUGGAGGUUCAUCUUUGGUCCAACAGAGAGAACCCGCUGUCAUGAGAAAUGGUGUCAGUUCGAGAAAAAGCUUAACAUCAAUCCUAAACGAAACUGUAACAUAGUUCUGUAAACCUCGUCAGUCACUGAGGAACUUUCUGGAGUUGUUUUGUGUCCCAUUUUGUUCCGCAGAGCUCUUCCUCACCGAGAAGUCAGCACGGAGCAGGCGGUGGAAAUAAAUCAGCAUCAUAAUAUUCAUCAACAUAAUGGCGAUUAGAAAAUAUGUGCCAUGGUCCAGCCAGGAGUAGUUGUCGAUGAUGUACCAGGUGAGGUAGAACUGGGUGCCCAGACGAAAGAUGACGUAGGUCAAAAUGUUGGCAUAUUUGUUGAAGUGGUACAAGGAGGAGUACUGAGCGCCUGCCAGCUUCAGCAUCAGCCUCAGGUGCAGAGUGACGCUGUUGACCUCCACGAAGAGAGCGAUCACAGCCCCGGCCACAUACAGCUGGGUGUAGAGGGCAUACAGGAAGGAGGAGAUCACCUGAGGAGGAGAGUGACAGAGAGGCAGAGGUGUUUACAGGUAACAGCUAAUAUCCUCAGACAAUGUUUGCCUUUAUUUGCAUUUUAACUUUAUUAGUCCUCCUCUACUGACAGGCUCUUUCUUCAUAUUGCUCGGUAAUCCCAUGAGUUGGGCUUGAUGAUGGAAAGGAUCUCAGAGAGGGUUUUUACGACAAAAGGUGAACUAAAACACUUGUGAGGGUAGGAAUAAAUGUCCCUGUAACUCUGGCUCAUCCAGGACAUGUUUUUUUUUUCAUACUGGUUUUAAUAGGGAGGCAUGUGGAUUAUCCAGACUCUCUGGCACACUGAUUGCAAAAUACAGAUUUGUUUGUUUGGUUGUUUCAUUAAUCCUCAAUCCCCGCUUGUAAGGGGGUAAAAAAUGUCAGUUUGGCUUGACUUGAUAACUGCGUAACAAUAGCAUUACUGCAGAUAAAGUGUUGUUGCAUGUUUGACAUUAGACGGCAUGAAAACAUAUAGAGGGUCUGAGAAAAUACUCAGAGCUGAAAAUCUUCAGCAUGGUGUGCUUUCAAAGUAUAACUAAGUUCCUGAAGAGCGCUUUAAAGAGUCUGUUGACGUGUGAGUUACACUGACUUUCUGCUCAGUGGUAACACACUGUUCCCCCUGUUAUGAGUCCCCUAUUUAGGAUUACUUUAACAAUAAUAAUAAUAAACUUUCUUUUAUAGCGGCACUGUUUUGUAAAAGGGUGAGACAACAAGACAUAAAAAUCAAUAAAAAGUACACGAGUAGCCAAAGUCCUGGUUGUAUAAAGGUGUAAACAAAUGGGUUUUUAACCGCUUUUUUACAGUGUCCACAGUCCUCAGUUCUCGAGGGAGAGAGUUCCACAGUUUUGGAGCAACAAACUCAAAUGCACAGACACUGAGCAAAGAUAAAAUCAAAUAGUAUAAAGUCCAAAACAGCUACAGAGGCUGCAAAUUUUAAAGCCAAUAUGCACAAAUGCAUAUUUCAGAGUUGAAAACAAUAAGUAAAGGCUUGCUGUCUUACCAGUACAUGAUGGAGUAAGAAUUCCCAUGAUCCUUUUCCAUGUCCUGUCAGAAUAAUAUCACUUGCAUCCUGCACAAAGUAUCCUAAAAAGAGGAGAAAGAUAUCCGUCACCAGUGUGAUAAUUAGAGGGUAAAUCAGUUGGAUGUGCAUCUUUUAACUUCUAUCAGAAAGUCUAUAAUCAAGAAAUUUAGAGAAAUUGACAUACUCUGUGUGUGAUAAUCCAAAACAAAGAUUUAAAGUAGAUCAGGUUAUGGAAAGAAAUAAACUUUGAACUAGUUUUUAGUGGAGAUGUUUCUGUACCAUAUUCCAGCCUGUUUCAGCUAUCACAUACACAUCAUAGAUGCAGGUUAUUCUCAAAAGCAAAAACAAAACAGCAUGUAAGAUGACAUUAUGGAAUUAAUUUGUGAAAUUAAUAUCAUAAGUAUGUGUUUAUAUGUAAGGAUAAGUCUUUCAGAGCAAGUUUGAAAACUGAACAAUGGUGUUAGGCUGAUUGUCAGUGAACACCAGCAGUAUUGUCAGGUCGUGUUUAUGUUCAGCUCAAAUCAGGAAAAGAUCAUUAUUAGGAUUAAAACAGUAAGCAAACAUGGAUCCUUACAAACAUGGAUCUUUACAAACAACAAAGACAAUGGUCUCCUGUUUGUUUUUUUUUGUUUGAAGUCAUUCACUGUUGACUAAUCCGAGCAAAUAAAUACUAUUAAAUGACAGCAGAAGAACUUGUCUGAGGUCCAAUGUCUUGCUGCAAAUAUAACUUAUAUAAAUAUAAUACUAACUUUUAUGAAAAAAAGUUUCUAAAGUUUACACUUGAAUCAUGAUAAGCCUUAGUUUCUAGUGUUUAUUUCUCAUAACUUUAGUAACAUAAAAACUACAAAGAGAACAAGAAAUCAGAUAGAAAGCUAUGUGCUGUAGGGGGAGGCGUAUCACCUCCCUGAAGUGACAAAAACCAACAAGUUACGUGACUGGAAGUACAACGCUGGCUGAGGUGGCGUGGUUAGAAGUGAAACCGGACAGGUGUGACAAGAUAAACCAGACAAAUCUGUGGUUGACAGUCAGAGUGAGUGUAUUGGUUUAGCAUGAACCGCACUCCUAAAGAUACAAACUGAUAUCAUGAGUAAUGAAUCAGACAAAGUGAGAUAUCUGAGCUCUAAGGACGCACACACUGAUAGAGCAAUCUCUUAGAUUUGACUUCUUAUUAUGGUCUCUUCAUGAGUACAGGUUGAUAAAUUACAUUAGCUCCCUAAUAAAAGAUUUUUUGUCACUCCAACUCUACAAACUCAUAAUAAUGAUUACUAAUUCUGAAUCAUCAAAGUAAUAACUGGAACAAUCAGAUCACUCAUACCAUCUCAAAAUCUACAGAUAGAAUCCAGUUUAUUUAUUAAGUUUACAAUUUCAUCUCUUCUGUCAACAAAAAAACGAUAGUUUCAGAGAGUAUUUGUAGACAACAUGGAGGAUAAUUUUAACGUUACUCCCUCAGUAUUUGUUGAGCACAAAACUUGAGGUUUGGCAGACCAGCCGCCAGAGAAAAGUAGAUGAGAGGUAAAGAAAAUGAUGCAAAAUCUAGCCAGGGAUGUUAAAACACAUGGAGACAAUUAAAAGGGACAUUAAUUAAAUUGAAGAAAACAGACACCGAUUUUAUUUGCUGCAUCUGUUAAGAGUUUGACUGACUUAAAUUUGGAGGGAAACGCUAAGUCUAAUGUUAUUUUAAUGGUUAAACAGGUGAAAAUUUCAAAUGUUCAGUUGCUGAAUGUAAGUGUAAAUUUGGAACUGGUUUAAAACUCCUCAUGGUGCCUUUCAUAUAGAGUAUAACAUUUAGUUUUUGAUCCCUGUUUAGAACACAAAGUGUAAUACGGUGCCUCAAAAUAACUAUUUUGAUACUGUUGAUCAAUAAUUUGGUCAUCAUGUACUGUAAGAUGCCCAUUAACCCUUCCAAAGGCUGAAUACAACAUAAAAAAAGGUGGUGAAAAUCACCAUCUUUGGGAGUCUGUUUUUUGUUGAACUAAUCCAGCAGCACAUGAAAUUGUCUCUCCUCUCCACCAUUCUUAAAAGAUGUCCUCUUAGCUAUCCACAACAUUAACUACGGUUAUUACACUUUACAGGCCUCAUUCAGCCCGGAGUAUCGAACUGACUAAGAGUCUUUGUGCAUCUGUAUGAUUGGCACGCUGUGGCUGUGGCCCGACACACAACCAGACCCUGUGUUUUAAGAGCAUGACCUCCAGUAUCUGGUCGGUCUCUGCGGAGCUUAUAGCUGUUAGUGGUUGUCAGGGCAGAUCUCUACAGAUUUAUGUCUUCAUGGUAACAUAGAAGCACACACACACCACCAAAUCAUACAGCUCAAAACCAGACCACAUAGUCCUCAGCGGAUUGUCUUUGGUGUCUAUAGUGAUUGAGAGGAGACGCCCAUUCGCCUGUUCUAAGAAUCAGGUGAGAGGGGCGGAUCUUAAGGUGGUUUCUCUGGAAAGCAGCUAGUGGAGGGUGGCAGUUUAACUCCCCCAGGAACAAGAGGGAGGAGAGAAAAUGCUGCAAAUCAAGAACAACCCCACCAUAUUUUCCCUCCAUGCAUCAAACUACAUCUGCACACUGGAUGCUGAACUGAGAAAUGUCAAGCAGCUGCUGUUUCCAGCUUCUCAAACAUAAAGAUUCGACCCAUUUAAACGCAACACAAGACAAAAUUUGAAUGAUAGAUUCUCAGUAGAUACAAUAUAACUACUUUAAGCUAAGGCUGUUUUUUUAAGUGGGGGAAAAAAUCUCUUUACAGGCUGAUGACAUUUAUUGUUUCUUGAAUCUACUGGGGGGAAAAAAUAAUAAUUAAAUUUAUAUGAUUCUUAGAGCGUAUGAAGAUGGUGCACCACCUUUCAGACAGUAAAACCUAACUACAGUUAUGUAACCUUUACUCUUAAAUGUUUGUGUCUUGUGUGAUGCAUUUACUGACCUGUUGAGACACAGACCAGCAGGUAGGACAGAGGGGUGUGGAACGAGUGGAUGUUGCUCAGCGUCUCGGGCCAAACCAAUGCACUGGAGAGGGACACAUGUUAUGGAUAGGUGGGUCUGUAUUCGCCUCACUCAGACAAACAUGGGCUCACUCCUGGAGAGAAAAGCCUGACUAAGCAGGGACAUUAAUAUCAGACCCUGACUCUUCAUUAUUCUUCCUUUUUUCUUACUGCUCUUCAGAAAAAGGGACACACCUCAAAAAGUAAUAUUUUCCUGUAUCCCCUCCCUAUAUAAACACUUGAGAUGAGAUUUUGUUAAUAAAUGACCAAUAGUCUUGUGUGUCCUGUUACACAUGCUCGCCCAUGGGGUGUGCAAAAGAACUUUGUCCAACUUCUGUCAUCUCCACUGAAGUUAUCAAUCAAAGCUAACUCAUACUAUCACCUAUAGUGUGAAGCAAUUGUAACAUGCCAUUGCAAAUAGCUAAAAAAUGUGACCUUGUUCCUAUUUCUUAGCAUUUAGAAAUGAGUCACAUGUGUGUGUCCCCGCCCCAAAAAGUUUUUCAUGAUGCUUUCGAAAGGAUCAUUACUCCAGCAGGUUUUUCCAGUUGUUAUAUCUGAGGGCUGUUUCUUAAGUAGCCCUGUCUGUUAGCUGAAAACCAUGUCGAAAACACUGGCACACAAACUCACCAGCACAAGCAAUAAGAUCUUUGUGUGUCUCAUGCCGUACAGUGGCAUUUCCCUCCCAACUUAUAAAUGCCAUUGUCUCUCCCCCGUCCCUCACCCUGUCUGAACAUGCCCUUCUUCUACUGGCUGCCACAGACUGUCACUGCUGCACACACACCCACACACACACACACUCACACACAUAACACAUCAUGUGCACUGUGAAUAGACAAUGGUGUCCCAGUGUCGCUGGAUGUGCAGACAGAUGUUUUGAUUGAGACUCACCAGGUCAGGGCCCAUACUCCGGUCAGCGUGGAGUGCACCAUGGAGACAGAGAGGUUUCUCCACUUCCACGAGUGGAGCUCAUUCUGCUUCACCACGUUGGGCACUGGCAGCCUUUGAAGCAACCGGUGGACCACCCUGAAAAGCAGAGAAAAUACCAGCACUACCGGCCCUGGGUGAUUCCUCAGCGCAGGAAUGAGGGCGUCCAUCCUUCCUCCCCUCACCCAGGCUCUCCCUCUGUCUCUGAACGCUUGCUCUUGUUCUCCAAAACAACUCCCCCUCUUCUCUUUCCGCCUGUCUCGCGCUUCUGUCAGCGUCUCCUAUGCUCGGUAAUGGAUAGAUGUGUAAGGUAUGUUCGAGGAGUGUUUUCCCACUAUAGGGGGCUCCGGAGAGAUGACCCUCAGUGUUUAUUUUUGUAAGUCCUCUUUUUUUGACGCUGCAGCCUUCUUCUUCUUCUCACGUUUUCAGCGUCCGGAGCCCGAGGAGGGAGGCUUGGAGGGGAUUCCCGUAACAGCUCAUGCCAACACCACUGUUUGUUUUCACGCAGAGCCUUGUAAUGUUGUUAUGCGCUCCCGCUCUCAGCCCGCCUGUCUGACUGAGCAGAAUGAGAAGUGGAGAGGGAGCGGGGUGGGCGGUGCUGCUGCCUCUGCUGCGCCCUUAAACCAGUGAAACAAGGAGGGGCAGAAACUGUGCUCAUAUUACGAAACAGAAGAAAAAAUCACAGAUUUCGAGUAAGCUUGUUGAGCCCGACAUUCAUGUUUAAUUGUCGUAGUGUAAACAUGGCAUGGCUGCCAGCGUUUCCUCUCGCGCGUUUUUUACGCACCGUGCGUAAAAGCCCCUCCCUGCUUGGUUUAAACAUAAGAGCAACAAGAAAAAUCCGUUUAAGUUUUACAAGAAAUAAUUGGUGAGAUUUUUCUCCUUUCUUUUUAAAUACAGUACUUAAGUUACGGAGCAAGACUGGAAUAUGAAGGCAAACUACUUUAAACCUUUCAAGGUACUAAAAGCAAAGAUUUCUAAUAGAGGUUAGCAGUGCUGCCUUAUGGGAUUUGAACCAAGUCAAUUAGUUGUGGGUUCAGUUACUGACCUGGGACUAGUGAUGGGCACAGCAGUUCUUUUAUAUGUAAUGAAUCACUAGAAUCAGUUCACUAAAAAGAUUCGUUCAAAAGAUUCGCUCAUCAAAUCAUACAAAAAUGAUUCCAGAGAGUUUAGUUUAAUGCGGGAUUCGUUUACUAGGCGUCGGUCCAUGCGGUCCCUCAUUCACCGGCUGUUCGCCUGGCAAUGCUUCGUGCCAUAGCAUCUGCCCUCCCGACAGCUCAACUGAAGUGAGAAACGAAUAAAUCACUUACGGAAGUGAUUCGGUUCAGUACGUUCACCCUAAAAGAUUCGGUUCUUUAGAAUGAAUUGUUCGCGAACAACACAACACUACCUGGGGCUCACUACAUAAUGGAGAAAUAAUAAAAAAAACACUACAGUGUUAGUUGUGAUUUUGAAAUACUAUACAUAUGAAAAUUAAAUACCUGAAAGAAACAAAAAAUGUCAGGCAGCUAUCUUUAAGUCAAAUUACUCUGGGUUCAGAUCCCAAACAGGAGCCUUCAUGUAAGGUUUUGAUGAAAUGCUCCAUUGCAAUGUAGUAUAGACUGUCUUUUGAAAUGAAAACCAUGAAAAGUUGAGAUGAAACGAUCAAAUAACAUGGGGAAGGUUGGUUUACUCUGCUGUCAGGAGUCAGAUGGUUCGUCAUGAAAAUCCCAGACAGGGAUCCACACUAUGAUGUAGAUAUGAGAGGCUUUCCUCCCACAGAAGCCUGAGCUGUGCUUUUGAAUUACACAUUGGAAAUGUAAUAGUAAAAAAAACCUUAUCAAAUGUUUAUAUGUGAAAUGGCACCAUUCGCACUAAAGUGUGAGUGGUACUUUUGAACAGUCAAAAUAAAAAUGUGAGAUGAAAAGACCUAAAAAUGCAAGCACUGCCAGGCAGGUCUGAACAGGGUGAGGCAGCUGCCUUGUCCAAAUGGGUCACAGUUUCAAUCAAGGGCUAACAGAGAACAAGGUGGAGGCAGGAACUGUGCAAAGUUAAGGUGGAGACAAACAUGGAUGAGGCAAGGAAAGUGAAAUAACGGAAACCGAGAAGAAAGCAAGGAAAGGAAGAUAGAGAGCAAUAAGGGAAAAAUCAUCUAAUGAUCGUAAUUCAGAAAGGAGAGAAGAGUUAACAGAUUACACAUUCUCUGAUUAUUUCCAUAAAAGAGGUCUUACAAAACUGAACACAACAGAAACUACAACUAUCAAGAAGACACAUUAGGACACUUUUUACAUUACAUCAUCAAACAAAGUACGUCAGCAGUUAGUAGGCUCUUUGUAUUGUUUUGGUCAUUUUAACAAUAUAAAUCUGCAGCCCAACAGCAGCACUGUGGAGGCCUCUGUUCUGGCCUUCAUUAUUACUAUAAACACUGAGAGGCUCUCAUUCCUCACAGCUGGCCUCUCUACAUCCUGGAGGUGAGUUGGGGGGAAAAAAAACUGCUGCUUGGACCCCCAGAACUACACAUAUUGGCACCACCUGCACCACAGCUGUCUGUGUGAAACAGAAACCUGAAUGGGAGGAGUUUAUCUCUCUUUGUUAAACUGCUGAAUGUUUCCCCCUAUCAUGCAUAUUUCAUUCCUGAUGAAAUCAGUUUCUCUUUUAUAAAGUAAAUAUUAGUGGUUUUCGUUGUUAUCUGAUGUCCUGACUUAAGCUUUUGAGACAACCGCAUAUGAAACAUCAUUGCAGUAUAAAAUGAAACCAUUAGGUGGCAGCAAAACCUUUAGUGAAAGACAAACAACUCUUGCAAACAGCCUGUUUUUCAGCUCAGCGGUCCUUCUAGUUUUUCAUCAAACCACUUGGGGGCACUUGUCUCCAAAGAUCUGCCUCCUUUAGGAUAGAACCUUCCCAGGGAUUAAUAAAACUGCAGCCCUUUUAUUUGAAACAGAAUAUGAUCCCACAUUUACUGAGAGACUUGAUAUGUUUUCAUUUCUGAUUAUAUAUCUGAUUCUCUGUUUUCUUAAGACUAUAAAACUCACCAUGAAACCUAAGCCUUUGGAUUAAUGGGCUCUGCAGCUCAAAAGAGAGAAAUGUUACCUGAUACCAAGGCUGUGUUUCCUGGUUGAUUCCCUUUAGUUGAAGUGUGAGUGAAAAACAAAGCUUUUGCUCUCACGGUCAUUAGUCACAGCUUCAGGUUUACAAAGAGUCCGCUUAAGAUUUUUUGACAGCAGAUGCAAAAAAGUAACACAGUUGUGGUAGUUGUUAUACUUUUCUAUGCACCACAGUUAAAGCAAGGACUAGAUAUACUUGAUAUACACAACGGGUGAUACAUUGAGAUGUGAAUCUUCUUGUGCCUGGCUCUGCAUCGAACCAUAUUGAUCUCAGGGUGUUUUUUCUUUUCCCCAAGGGCCUGUUGAGAAACAGCGUCUCUGCAGAGGCCAACUGAGAGCAAAUCUAGAGGUAAAUUGAUUUCUUGCAAGUGCAUCAUAAAUAUCCAAACGCAAAUGGGUCAGCUUCGGUCAGAGCGGGAUUAAGUUUCAACCCUGGUUGGUAAGAUGACACUCUUCAAAGUUUUAGAAAAGAGGGGCUUAAUGGUAAAUUAUGUUUGUGAUGUUAUUAAACUGAUUAAAUCAACUGAUUAUGCACAUUUUGAUGACGUGAACUGCAAUCUGUCAUGUGUAAACUGGUACAGGGACUCUAGUGGGAGCUUUAAUCUUUAAAAUAUUGCAGCUGUGAUGGAGUGGAGGGUCCUGUUCUCCUGUCCUGGACAAUUCUGCAAACAGGUAGGUCCGCAGCAGCAAAACACCUGCAGCAGCAAUCCAGGGAAACCUACGAAAAGGCAAGUCUUGAGUCUUCUCUUAAAGGUAGAGUACCCACUGAGAAAUAAACACACUUGAGAUAUGCCAGGAGGCUUUUUACACAGCACAUGUUUUGACUCAUCAUGGUAAGAAAAGAACAGGUGUUACUCAUGUCAGUUCUGAUCCAGCCAUCAUUAAUUUUAUUAUUCACACCUGUACCUUCUCUUCUGAUUAAUGUCACAAUGUCUCAUGUUUGAGAAUAUAGCUAAAGGUGAAAGCAUGGCCGUGACGAAAUAACCUCACCCACAACUUCCUGUCGCACCUUGAUAAAUCUGUCCAGGUAAAUGGCUCCUCAGGCACAGGUUCAUAGCUGGGGUUUAGCUCUAGUUUCACUGUCCUAUCACCAUGCAUUCCUACACACUGACUGGAGCAUCUCAAGCAGAUCUCCUGCUGACAGAAGAAAGGCCAACUAUGUCACUAAGCUGGUCUGAGGAGUGGCAUAUACUGCAAGGCUCCUUUAGGUGCUCUCUUGUUGAGAUGUUAUAUCCCUGAGAAAGAGCAAACCAUUGUUUGUGAAAGCACCUAUUCAUCUGUCUUCUCCUUUAUCAAACUUCAUUAAAAACUGGCAAAUUGUCUAGAAAAGGUUCAAUUAUAUGAAGAUGACUGUUUGUGGUGAUAUAUCAUUCUUUCAGAUUGGUGAUAAUAGUGGAGGUAUGAGGCUCAGCUCAGCACAGAGGUGUCUUUGUCACAGCACAAAGCAUUUAUUAUCCCUAUCAUAGCAGAGAGAGGAAACACUGCUCAUAUACAGCCUCCUUCCUGCUAAUCACAGACAAAAGGAGGGCGCUGGCGUCUCUAAGACUGAAGUAUCUGGAGUAUCCGUUCAAGACGCUAUUCUAAUCACUUCUGACUGUCUCUGUUUUAAUAUCUACCUAAUGAAAUUUACCUGAAAGACAAACACUGGGCUGCUUUAACAAGUCUGAUAAAAACUAUAACAAAUAAAGACAGAAACAAGCUUAUUAGAAACUGAUAAAGCUGUUUGAAACCAAAAUGACCAAGACCCUCUUCAGGAUGGUCGGAUGUGAGUUUAGAUUACAAGAUAAUUUAAGUUUGUUACAAAUAAUUAUGCUGUGUCUACAAUGAACCAUACACAUUUGCUUAAAAUCAAUUAGAUUUGAUUUUUUUCUCUCCAAGAAUCUUUAUUAAAAAGGGAAAAGGAAUAAGAAAGAUAAUAAAAUACGUUUUUUGUUACCAAGUUUACAUUUGUAAAUGAAAAAUUCUCCUAUUAGAAUAAACAGAUUCACUGUAAACUAUGAAUUCUGUUGAAACAAAAUAAAAGACUUUCUCACAAUAAAACAAAGUCUCUGGGAAAAAAAGUCUAUUAUAAAUACCUGAAAUCCUACCAGAGCUUGUAGUAUGUGGACAAUGGCAAAGAGGUUUAAUACAAUCUCUUAAAUUAAAUAUUAAAUGCAAAUAUUUACAACCAACUCUAAAAUAAAAGCUUUAUAUGCUGACACAAAAAUGCACCCUUACCAUUCACUUGAGUUGGUUAGCAUGAACAUUCGAAGGAAAAAUAUAACAUACUCUGUAUUUAUAGAGUAGGCUCUCCCCCUCUGUUGGUAAAUAUCUUCCUUUGUAAGAAAAAAAUCAUUCAUUAAUGUUGAUUUCAGUUUUUAUGUCGUCUGUAUAAGCAGCAACAUUUCAUCCUCCGUCCUGUUUGUCCCUCGUCGGUUCCUGUAGGACUGGGGACGGGUUGCCUGGAAACCGCGGAAACGUUUGGGAGCAGCAGCAGAGAUGGAGAAGUAUGAGAAAAUCAAAGUUGUCGGAAGAGGAGCUUUCGGGUAAACUCACAGUUCACUGACACUUUGUUCGUGUUUUGUGUUGUAAAAGCAUGUUAAUCUUUAAAAGUCGUCGUCGAUAUGCCGUAAACUGAUAUGAAACUCGAAGGCAGUUAGAAGAAAGUUUUUCCACUAAAUGUAACGGGAUAUGAGUCCAACAAGCGCCACCCUCCUUCAGAGACAUCGCCCAUCUAGAUACAUUUUUAGAUAACUAGGUUGUCACGAAGCAAACUGAGGCUAUUGCUAAAGUAAAGAAGGGUCUCUAGUCUCUACAUAAACUUGUUAGUUAAGUUUUAUCCCCAAACAGAAGUUUAUGUGUCUAUGUCUGCUAAAAGUUUGUCUGGGUUUCUUGUCAGGGACUAUUUGUUUAAUGUGGCAGGACAUGACUCUGUGUAAUUGACUUCACUGUGUAUUUAGUAAGCUUUGAUGGGUUUGUAAGAAGAAACUGUUUUGAAAAUAUUGUAAAUUUCUCUACAAUGCCUGCAGAUACUCCAUCAAAACAAACACACACUGGGACUGAGUUUAACCUGGACCUUGUCUAACUAAUGCACUCAAUUUACCAGAGGAGAAGUAUUUGUGAAUUCUGAAGUUUGAGUCUCAAAGUCAGCAUGAACAUCUAUGAAACAGGUAUCAUCUGCAAAUAACAGGGGAGAAGGUUACAACAGGAGAUAGGCAAGUCAUUGAUAUAAGUUAAGACUUUUUCUUUCCUCUCAGGUUUUUCCAAAUGUGAGUAAUCUGGUUCAGUCAGGGUCAAAAACUAUCCUGCUGAACAAAUUCAUUUUCUUAACCUUCCUCUCCUGUCAGGAUCGUUCAUUUGUGCCGCAGACGCAGCGACGGGGCCUUCGUCAUCCUGAAGGAGAUCCCGGUGGAACAGAUGUCCCGAGAUGAACGCCUGGCAGCUCAGAAUGAGUGUCAGGUCCUGAAACUGCUCAAUCAUCCGAAUAUCAUAGAGUACUACGAGAACUUCCUUGAGGACAAGGCUCUUAUGAUAGCUAUGGAGUAUGCACCAGGUAAGCUCACUGUAAUAUCUAAUUACAUGAACCCCUUUUGUUUGGUGACUAAAGAUUCACUUUCCCAUGAUCUAGAACUGUAGGGCUCCAUGUUAUCUCUUAUUUCCAUGUCAAAACAGUAUCAUAGGAUAACUUUCCUGUCAGCAUAACAGGACACAAUGUUACAUAAGUAGAUUGCCAUAAAGUAAAGAAAUUUCAGCCAUAAAUUUUCUAUGUUUGGGCGAUAGACCAGACUUGACCUGGUUAGGGUCCUAAAGCUCUAGGUUGUCUUCUGUGCGAUAUUUUUCAUCCUUGCUUUCUUUUAAAUGUUGUUUCCUGACAUUGAGGUAAAUCACAAAUGGAUGGUAUUUAGUUUAGUCUCUGUGAAUCAAAUGAUGAAAUGAAUCAAGAAAAGUGUUUUGUUGUUUUCUCAAAACCUGUAAAAUCCACCUCCUCUGGCCUUGAUAUCAUCACUUACGUGUCAGUCUUUCAAGCCACUAACUUAAUCUGUGUUUUUUUCACUAUCUAAACUGUUUCCAUGUUUCCUUGGUGCAGGUGGAACACUGGCUGAUUACAUACAGAAGCGCUGUAACUCUCUGCUAGACGAGGACACCAUUCUCCACUUCUUCGUUCAGAUCUUACUGGCCCUGUACCACGUCCACAACAAACUCAUCCUGCACAGGGACCUUAAGACACAGAAUAUUCUUCUUGACAAGCACCAGAUGAUUGUCAAAAUUGGGGAUUUUGGCAUCUCCAAAAUCCUUGUCAGCAAGAGCAAAGCUUACACAGUGAGUGAAUGUAAUGACUUUUUCUUGAUAUAUUGAAUCCUCAGUUGUGCUCAAAGAAAUCAAUGUGUCGUUUCUUCUUCACUCUGCAGGUGGUAGGGACCCCAUGCUACAUCUCCCCUGAGUUGUGUGAGGGAAAGCCGUAUAACCAGAAGAGCGACAUCUGGGCUUUGGGCUGCGUGCUCUAUGAGCUGGCAAGUCUGAAGAGGGCCUUUGAGGCGGCUGUAUGUAAAACAUUUUCUCUAAAACAUUCCUCACUGCCUUGCAUGCAUUGAUUAAAUAAAUGUGCUGUCUUUUUAAGUAUCAUCUCUGAACUGACUGUGAAAUACAAGAGAUUAUUGCGCAAGGCGAUGAAACAAUCCUAACCACUAUCAGAGCAGCAGUAGAAACACCAUUUCUUAGAGUAUUUGACAAAGCAUUUGUUACUCUAAAUCUAGAUUGCAGCUGAUUCCAACGCAUAAAUAAUCAACAAAAUCUGCCCUAUGUGUGAAAACAUGAAUGUGAAAAUCUCUUUUCUUUGCCAGUUGGAAUCAGGGUUUUUCACAUUGUUGUGAUGCAUAAUUAACUAUUACUCAAUAAUGCUUUCUCUUGUCCUCCAGAAUCUUCCAGCCCUUGUUCUGAAGAUCAUGAGUGGAACAUUUGCUCCAAUAUCGGACCGGUACAGCCCUGAACUCCGACAGCUCAUCCUCAACAUGCUCAAUCUGGAUCCAUCCAAACGACCUCAGCUCAAUGAAAUAAUGGCUCUACCCAUAUGCAUCAGGCCGUUACUCAACCUGUACACGGAUAUUGGCAAUGUCAAAAUGCGCAGGUAGUUUAUGACUGAGACACAUGAUUGGAGUUUUUAUCUGAUGAAAAAACUCACCAGCCCUGAUUUUUUUUUUAGGAUUGAAAAACCAUUAUCUACUGUGCAAACUGGGCCUCAAGGUAGAACAGGAGGGAGAGUCCCUACCAGCAGGUCCAGAGGUCAGAGACAUAACUCCCUAACUUAACUCAAAAGUAACCUGGUUUGUCAUCAUCACUACUAAUUUGUUCUAUCUUUGACUGGAACAGACGGAUCAGUUGGUCUUGGAUCAGGAAAGGUGACCUCCCUCCCGCUGUCCUCAGUCUAUACAUGGGGAAGUGGAAUCUCAGCGCCUCUCCGUUUGCCGAUGCUCAACACUGAGGUGCUCCAAGUGUCUCUGGGCCGUACUCAGAGGAUGGGGGUGACCAAGUCAGGUCGGCUCAUAACAUGGGAGGUCUGUUAAGUCAAUUUGUUGAUGAAUGAAUGUAAUUUUGUCAAAUAUUCACAGAUGACCAGACAAAUAUUGCUAAAGACAUCAAACAAUAUUCACAAGAGAUACUAUAGAAAUAACACAAAAGGUGUAAGUCAUAUCAGAGGAGAAAACUACACGCUGUAGAGAUGUGUGCAUUCUCAGCAGCAGCUGCUUUAGUGACCAAAGUCUGUUUUGCUAAAAGCAACACUCUCUGGGAUGUAAUUUCUCUAAACUACAAAAAUAGAGAGGGUAGAGUUUAGACGUUUAGGUCUGGAAAACAUGGACAGUUAACGAGAAAACAGUUGGCAGUAAGCGCUGAACCUGAUUGAACGGACCGAUGGCUCCUACCCUUGGCUUAAGUGCUACAUUUUUCCUCUCAAGUCUUUUAUUACUUACAUUUUCCAGGAAAGAGUUACAUGCUCAUUAAAAGAUCCUCCUUUUCCCAGCUGUCGACUAAUAAUCAUUAUAACCGUUUAUCCUCUCAGGCUCCAUCAGUGGGUUCUGGUGAGGCCAGUCUCCAUGGAGUGGUGGAGCAAAUGCAGCCUCAGUUCAUUUCACGUUUCCUGGAGGGUCAGUCUGGAGUCACCAUCAAGUCUGUGUCAUGCGGCGAUCUCUUCACCACCUGCAUGACAGGUUGGUAGGCAGUUCUGCUUUGUAAAAACCAAUCAGAGAUGCAUGACCAGUCAGCCUGACAGAGCACUUCGCUGAAGGAAAUCAACGUUGAUUCCCUUUUUUCUGCACUUCUGACGUUGAUGAAAGCGAGGAAAGGCUCAGAUCUUUUUCCUGUGAAAUAAACCUGUGAAUGUUCACUUGGCAUUUAAUGUCUGAACUGUGCUGCUCUGUUAGCCAGGGUGCUUCAGUAGGCUGUCAUCAGACAACACUGGUUGCCUCUCAGCCUAGUUCCCCCUCUUUCAUCACUGUUCACUGCAGCUUCUCCUCAAUAUGAAGUAUAAACUGUUUGCUGAAUACACCUACACUCAUCCACCAAAUAUAACCUUAUUCUCUUAUUUCUGAUUUGCAGACAGAGGAAUCAUUAUGACAUUUGGAAGUGGGAGUAAUGGCUGCCUGGGGCAUGGUAACUUCAAUGAUGUAACCCAGGUACGUGUCCGUCAUUAAAGGAAAACACUUGAAUCCUACAUUAUACAUGAAGUUCAUUAAGUUUGACUCACGAAAACAGUCUCUAGUCUGAUAUACCAGCUCAAUCUGUGCUCAAAUAAAAUAAUAAUAAUGCAUCAGAUUUCGUCUAGCGCUUUAUCAGAGACCCUCAAAGCGCUUUACAAUGGAUACAUCAUUCAUUCACUCACACAGUCACACAGUCAUACAGUCACAGUAUCCUAGACUUUUUCAUCACUGAGAGUAGGAAUAAAAACUAUGUGGUGGUUUUGAUAAACAGAGAAUUAAAGAAUAGUUAUUAAUGAAGUUUAAAUGUUCCCAACAAACUGGUAACUUUUGUCGCGUUGCACUGUGUGGUAUUACACAUACGUGUUAACAGGUGCACAGCAUUAGUCACUCCUUAGUCACCCCUAUUCUAACAUCGCCAGACUCAUUAAAGAUAUAAACAGGUGUAGUACCAUGUCAGUGAAACGUGGACUGAGGAUUGUUUUAAAAGUGUGACAAAAAUUCCUCUUGAUCCAACAACCAGACAGAGCAGAAACAAAACGUGAUGUGGUUAAAAGCUGCUCGGUGAUGAAACUAGUUUAAACACCCUGAUCAAAUAGAGCUCAAUGAAAAAACACAGACAGUUGGCAUUGCAUGGGUAGUUGCUCACUCUUUGAGCAUGUAGGCAGUGUGAACCACCCUGCUAGUUUUUUAACACUGAUGCAAUGGCUGCUCAUCAGAUACCAAAACUACAGCUUUAUCAUCACUUUUUGGAAUUGUUUUGACUUUACUUUGACUUUAUUUUUGUAGUGAUAUGACUUCUUUGAAAUUCAUCCAUGUAUUUUUUAAAACUGUUCUAUGAACCUUUAAUCUCUCACAUGAAACUCCUAUUGUAUUCACUUGUUCUCUCUUUCUCUGUUGUCCCUCUCAGCCAAAGAUAGUUGAAGCUCUCCUAGGCUAUGAGCUGGUUCAGGUGUCUUGCGGUGCUUCCCACGUUCUGGCGGUGACCAAUGAAAGAGAAGUAUUUGCCUGGGGAAGAGGAGACAAUGGUAUCGUAAAUGAGAUGGUUGUUUUUAGUCUCACUCAGUCUAUCUCUGUGUUAAUCUUUAUGUUUUAGUUUGUGAUCGACUGAUUUAUGACGCCAGCAUCUCGGCACAUAAUGUACUCGUUUCUGUUUAAUGUCUGGAAGGUCGCCUCGGGCUCGGCACCCAAGAAACCCACAACUCUCCCCAGCAGGUGUGUUUACCUGUGGAAUUUGAAGCCCAGAGGGUGGUGUGUGGGGUUGACUGCUCCAUGAUUAUCAGCACCCAGCACAGCAUCAUGGCCUGUGGAAGCAACAGGUAGUUAUUCAGUGUUUUUCAACCCAAGCCCAUUGAUUUUAGUCUUGGUAAACUUGAGAGACAAAAAUCAGCUUUGAAACAUCUAAUUCCAUGUUUAAUGAGUAGGGUACAUGUUUUUCUGAAAGGAUUCUCUUUUGGAUUGAUUCCCCUCCAAGUUAACGCCAGAUAAAAGUGCAACAACCAGCCCAACUCCAGACGGGAAAGAUAUGAAAGAAAGCAGAUGAAUCUUAAAAUCAUCUUUUUUUUUUUUAAGUUGUAUACACCAUUAAGAAUUAAAAGGAAAAUAUAUUUGAAAAAGAAAUUUAAAAUGCUCAAAGUAAAUUUUGAAAAGGAAUCUCUGAUCAAAGUAUUUAUUUAAAAUUUAUGGGAGACACUUUAUAAAGGGGUUAACUGGCUCCAAAAACCAAAGCCAAAGAAAAAACUACCUGAGAAUUUUGGAGUUGAUACCAGUAUGUGCAGUACUAUGAGGUCUACAUAGUGCAGGAAGAAAGACCCCAUUAUCAGUAAAUGUUGAGCUCUGCUCUAUGAUAUACUUAAUUUAGAAUAAAGAGGUCAUAGCAGGAGCAAUCACUUGUCAAUCACGUUUCUUGCUUCUAGUGAAGCGCUUUGAUGUUCAACCAGCGAGGCAGCAUUCUCCUAAAAUGACAAACACUUCUCUUUCAUUGUUAAUCCCUCUCUUUUUGGGCCGGAUGUUAAGCUGCAAACAACGAAGUGUUCUUCUCAAGUCAAAGUCAGAGCGGAAUUACUCACCUGCAGCAGACUAUAAAACAUGAAUGUGAAAUAUGAGUUUUGUGAUGUUGGAGCUUUGUCUGGAAGAAUAAAUGACACACUUCACUCUGUUUUAAAAAACAGUGAUUGAUCUUUGUUUUUUUAUUGGUGUCAGGUUCAAUAAGCUAGGGCUGGAUAAAAUAACAUCUGGAGAAGAGCCACACCCCUCAAACCAGGUGGAGGAAGUCCAUUCUUACACACCUAUCCAAUCAGUCCCACUUAACAAGGAGAAGAUUGUGUACGUUGACAUUGGGACAGCACACUCUGUUGCUGUUACAGGUACAAUAUCAAUCAGCUGACUCAUGUGGCUUGUAUUUGUGUCUGAAGUUAAUAACUCAACAUUGCCGUGAGAAAAAAGAAUGUCAGUGUUUCAUUUGGCACCAGCCUAACUUGUUCUUGAGCCUUUGGCUGAACCAGAGUUAUUCUUAGUACCUAACAUACGUAGUUAAUUCUGGCUUAAAAUAGAGCAACUAAUUACUAAACUCAAAGUUAUGUUAGUUCACCAACGUUUCUCUUUUCCAGACAAGGGUCAGUGUUUCACUUUUGGCAGCAACCAACACGGUCAGAUGGGCUGCAGCUCUCGACGUAGCACCCGUGUGCCCUACCUGGUCCCUGGGCUGCAAAGCAUCACCAUGGCUGCCUGUGGAGACGCCUUCACGUUGGCUAUUGGAUCUGGUGAGUUGGACUGUGAAUGUUAGUGGGACAGGUUAUAAAAAACAGUCACAUAUGCACUUAGUCAGACAUAAAUCUGAUUUGCCAUAUUUCCACACCUGGGGUGACCAAAAGCUUUGGAAGAGGAAGUGAUAUGAGCAGGUUGAGAGCGAACAGGGUAGAAGUUUAACGGCUAAACAGCUGCCUCUUUUCUGCUGCUAAGGUGGCGUUAGGCUUGGUGUUAUGAAACAAAAACCACUUGGCUCAUGCUUCUUUACUUUAAACCGGCCGGGCACUGAGGAGGAGCCGUCACAUGACAUACUUCAAAAACAUUGAACUUCGCACAAAGUCAAGAAGGCGUGUUAUCGUAGAACCGAAACAGAUGUGUCAGCUUCAGCGCCACAAAAAAGUGCUCUGAGAGUAAAACCUGGUCUGCGCCAUUUUAGUUGCUGUUCUGCGUCUGACCUCAGACAGCACAAGUAUUUUUCAAAAAGGAUGAACUCUCUGUACUCCUCAUUAAUAAUCCUCUGCUUUAAAAGGCGUCUAAACCUUUGCAAAAGCUGAAGUUGCACAGGAAAACGCAGCAGGGUUUGUCUUAGUUCUGUGUCGACAGAACAUUUCUCAGAUAGCUGUGGUUUAGCAGCUUAGAAAAAAGGGGAUUCUGGGAUAUUCAUGCAUCCUAAUGAGCGAUUCAAACAGUCACUGUGAGCGGCUGUGAUCCCAAAACAGGAGUGCUACUUAAAUAACUUAAGAGUGUUACUCAGAUCCAAAAAGAUUCAUUAUGAACAUCUGAAGAACUAAUUUUUUACUUAAAUAAUUGUUUUAAAGCAUUUCAGCCAAAAUGUCAAUGAGUUAGUCUUCAAGUGAAAAGGCUAAACACAGAAAAACUCUUGCAUGUUAAGUCCAAACAACACACAUAUUCCUUUGAAACAAACUUUUAGUUUUUGGUCGAGACAGGCGAUCACAAGAUGAAAUAAGGAUGUCACACUGCAACAUGCAUCCAAAACCUUUUCAGAAAUAGUUGUGUAAGUCGUCUGGCUGACCUAAGUGAGUUUGGACGUAAAGAAAUAAGACAACAGACAAAAGAAUGUCAGAAACUCUUCUGGUGUUUUUCAGGGCAGUAGUUCAUGAUAGAGAAAUAAUCUUAUAAUACUUUAACUUUUAAAUAAUAUUAAGUAUAAAUUGCAAAUAAUCAGAAAUUGAUGGUUUCUCUUUGAAGCUUUCAAACAUUAUUUUAUGUCACAUCACAGUUGCUGCACAGUGUCAGAGUCUGCAGACUCAUGAUACAGAGUUAGGAAAAAAUGGAAACCAUACUUAAACAAAAAGCAGAUGCCAUGUUGCCAGCCUGGCAACUAUUUUCAAAAGUAAGCGCUGAGUAUGUUAAGUGAGGGGUUUUGUUCUUGAAGCUGAGGGUUAAAUGAUGAAAUGUCACACUGUGCCAGUGAUUGGCUCCCCGGGGAGAAAUCCAGCAGUGGUAGGGUGCCUGUAGGGUUUCUUUGUUGUGAAAAGUCUUUGUUCAGCUUUGACUUCCUUCAAAUUGAGCCAUUUUUCUCCCUCUGCAGGAGAGACAAGGCUGUCACUGAAAGAUUUGUGUGGAUUAAUGCACUCUAGGGUCUGUGCUGUGGAUUUGGAGAGAUGAUGACGAACUCUUUCUCCUUUCUCCUCCUGCUCUCUCUCUCUCUCUCUCUCUCUCUCUCUCUCUCUCUCUCUCUCUCUCUCUCUCUCUCUCUCUCUCUCUCCACAGACGGUGAGGUGUACACCUGGGGAAAGGGGGCCCGUGGCCGCCUCGGUAGGAAAGAGGAGGACUCUGGGAUACCGAAGGCGGUGCAGCUGGAGGAGAGUCACCCCUUCACAGUGACAUCAGUGGCUUGUUGUCAUGGCAACACUUUGCUGGCAGUGAAACGUAAUAUUUUGCUUAUUACCCCCUUUGUUAAAAGAACACAGAUGUCAGGUUGUGGUGACUGAAAGAUGAGAAAGAAGACAAACUUAGGACAGGUAUCGUUUGAGGACACAGACACUGCUUCUUCAGAAAGUUUUGUUUCUCCUCCAGUCAAAGCUGCUCUUUGUUGUUUCCCUCAGCUGCAGGUCAAAUGUAAUAAUUCAGUUUACAUUUUUAAUGUUGUCGAUUUCACCUGAUCAGCAGUGUGUACCUUAUUUUUCCAACUGUGACCAUCUCUGACCAUGAACUCUGAGGAACUGAAGGUGGGAUUAAAGCGUCCCUCUGCUCUCUAAAAUGAAAAAAAGCUGCAGAUUUGAGAGAGAUUAAACUGCAUCACAAUUUGAUAACUAACAGAAAUGUUGGUAAUCCUCACCACAGUGUGCAGGGCCUCUGUUUACCAACCAUGAGACAAGGACAUGACCUAAAAAGAAGUGGUUAACAGGGUCAGUUUAAGUCGUGACAGUUCAGACCUGAAACUCACAUCUUCAAAUGGUGUCGCUGCUUGUUUUCAUGGACAGUCUGAAGUUUUUACCAACAUUCAAGUACCUGAAAACACUGUACCUGAGCAACAUGAUGAUUUUAUUACAGAGUGAGCUAUAUUAAGUAUAACAGAUGGAUUUGAAGUAGCAACUGCUAGUUAGUAAAUGGGAAAUUGAUUUAUUUGUCACUAAGAAAAAGAAUCGAACGCAUCGACUAAAGGCUGAUCUCACAUGGAGGUUAAUCCAUUCAGGUUACUUGGUUUGACAAUAAGUCUGUCUGAAAAUCCUGAAAUUUCUCUUCAUAUUUUAAGAAUCCCACAUGCAACCUUUUUAUUUCUCAUUUUCUCAUCCAUCCCACCAGAGCAGAGAUGAAUUUUUAUAUUUGAAAAGAAGAUGGAAUUAAAAUAGCUGUAAUUUUAUGUUCUGUAGGCCAGCUCAACUAACAGUUUGCCCUUUCCUCUGGUGUCGUUUCAGCCCUGCUGGAGGAGCCUGUGCCGAGAUGAUUUGAUCCUGACAAAAUAAAACAAACUCUGUCAGCAUUCAUCACAAAGUCCGGCGGCGGCGGCAGCGUGAGGUAAAGGACAGCUUCCUCUGAAUAAGUCCUGCCAAAGGCCCAUCUGCGCCGCACUUCAAAGAUUCCCUUUCACACUGCAGCUGCGGCCUCACAUUUUCACUCUCUUCCUCUCUAGUUUUUUUCUUCUCUCCUCCUCCUCCAGGAAUGAGCUGGUUUCCUUCAGUAGGCUGGAAUCGGAAGCCCAUAAAAGAUCAGAAAAAUGUGUGUGUUAGCAGGUGUAUUUCACAACAGGUGAGUUAAAGGACUGCCGUCACUCGGGCAGGAUUGCAGGAAGUCGUCGUUAGGCAGCUUUCAUGUGGACAGCUAUUGUCCUCUCUCACGUGCAGACUUUAGCAUGAUAAAAGGCAGAAAAAGUCAGACUGGUUUGAGCUCCGCUAAGCCACUGAUGAAUGACAUGAUACAAAGCAAAGAAAGGAAAAGAAUGAAGGCCACUCGGGAGUUUAGUAAGUCAUCAGUCAAGUGGAGCAAACACGUUAAUCUUGAUCACAUCGUCAGUGGUCACAUUGUGCUUUAUUGGAUUAGUCCCCCGAAUACAUUUGUAAUGCAUUAGCAGAGUUCAAAAUAGAUUACAGUCUGUUGUUUGGAGCUCAACUGAACAAAGUUUGAGGACUUAAUGAGUGUUGUUGUGUCCAGGAUUUCUCCCUCGUCUUCUCUUCCGCUUGUGUGUUAUAACCGAGCAGCAUUGUGCUCUAAAAGCUAACGAUCGAGAUGUAGGCUUAUGAAUCAUCCACACCAACGGCUUUUAAGUGUGACAAAUGGCACCAGAGGAGAAAGUAUGUUUACACAGGGCAAAGUUUCUCUGCAGAAGUGAAGGUGAGCAUUAAACACUUGGUUUUUUGAAGUCAGGCUGACUGAAGUUGUGCCUCUUCUGCAUCUUUUUUUGCACAUAAUGAAAGUUUAUCAGGUGCACACCUUUUAUACACAUUUGGGACUAAACAAUAGUUUUAUUCACUUGUCUGAAUCUUAUAGUGCACCAUUUACAGCGCAGAGACUGGUACAGUAAAUGAAGUGCACUACAGAGCCAUAAGAGGAAUUAAUUUGUGUUUUUGUUUUGUUAUGUCUAUUUUUAUCAUGAUUAAUUAUCGUGUAUAAUCUGUAUUAUAUGAUGACCCAUUACUGCCAAAGUGGUGAGAGAAGGACUUAAAUCCCUUUUAGUUGGAGCCACGCUUAAGAAAUUUUCUAUUUCAGGUAUCAGUAUUAAAUGAGCUGCUUUUGCUGAAGUGCCUUCAUGCUAAUUUGUCUUUCAAGGGUUAAUUUGAAGUUAUUAUAUUCUGUCAAGAUAGGUUUAUCUUAACAAUUUUAACUUUUUCUAUUUAUCAUAAACCUCCUUUUAUGAUGUACUUAUAAUCUGACUGUAAAAUGACAUAAUUAAAGCUGCCAAACAAAUACAGAAACAUACAGAAGCUUC
Xyrichtys novacula (pearly razorfish) is the source of this 25652-nucleotide messenger RNA. The record is from the annotation of a GenBank genome assembly. Lineage: Eukaryota; Metazoa; Chordata; Actinopteri; Labriformes; Labridae.